AACACUUGCAACUCUGGGUUGAAGUAUGAAAAAGGCCAUGAGAGUUCUGGCACCAAAAAGUGCUCUUCCCUCCAAAAAGAAUAACCCCAUUUUUUCUCCACCCCCUAAACCUCACCAAUCUUACAGCAAAAUCAUCCCUCAGAAUCCGAAUCAAGCUGAAACCCAUUUCAUAACUCUCAUUCAUGCCUCCAAAACCAUCCUCCAACUCCAACAAAUUCAUUCCCAACUCAUUUUGCAAGCAAUGUCUUCCAACAUUGUGGGGUUGGGUGAUAAAUGGCUUGGUGGGAUGGUUCAUGGUGGAAUCUUGAAGAUGGGACUUGAGUUCGAUGGUUUUGUGAGAGUUUCUUUGGUUGAUAUGUAUGCGAAAAUGGAGUUGUUAAGUCUUGCGUUGCAGUUGUUCGAUGAAAGUCCUGAGAGAAAUAAGCUUGAUAGUGUGCUUCUGUGGAAUGUGGUGAUCAAUGGGUGUUGUAAAAGUGGGAUCUUGGAAAAGGCUGUGGAGUUGUUUGAGGCGAUGCCAGAGAGAAAUUUCGGGUCUUGGAAUAGUUUAAUUAAUGGGCUGAUGAGGAAUGGCAAGGUGGAUAAGGCAGUGGAGCUUUUCGAGGGGAUGGUUGAAAAGAAUGUGGUUUCUUGGACCACAAUGGUUCAUGGAUUGUCGCUGAAUGGGAUGCAUGAAAAAGCGUUGGAAAUGUUCUUCAAUAUGAUCGAGGAGGAGGGUGCGAGGGCCAAUGAUUUAACACUUGUUUCCGUGCUUUCUGCUUGUGCAAAAACUGGGGCACUUGAGGCUGGGAUGAAGAUUCAUAAGUAUAUUUUGAGCAACAAGUUUCGGUUCAAUGCAGCUGUCGGAACUGCUUUGAUAGACAUGUAUGCCAAAUGUGGGCAAAUUCAGUCUGCAAGUCAGGUUUUCCGUGACACAAAAGAAAAGGAUGUCCGUACUUGGAGCGUGAUGAUAUGGGGUUGGGCAAUUCAUGGAUCUGUUGAGCAAGCUCUGCAAUGCUUUGAAAAGAUGAAGCUGACAGGGAUAGAGCCCGAUGAAGUAGCUUUUCUUGCAGUUUUAACUGCUUGUUCACAUGCUGGGCUAGUAGAUGAAGGGCUUAAGUUCUUUGAUAGCAUGAAACUUGACUACUCCAUUGAGCCUACCAUGAAACAUUGUGCCGUAAUAGUUGAUUUAUAUGGCCGGGCUGGCCAACUCGACGAAGCUUUAAGGUUUAUUCAAUGCAUGGCAUUGACUCCGGAUUUUGUAAUUUGGGGCGCCCUUUUUUCUGCCUGUCGAGCUCAUAAAAACAUUGAAAUGGCAAAAUAUGUUUCAGAGAAACUCCUGCAGCUUGAGCCAAAACAUUCAGGCAGUUAUGUAUUUAUGUCAAACAUUUAUGCAGGGGUAGGGAUAUGGGAAGAAGUGGAAAGAGUGAGAACUUCAAUGAAAGAUAAAGGUGCAGCUAAAGAUCCGGGAUUGAGUCAUGUGGAGGUGCAUGGAAAACUACAUAGUUUUGUUGCUGGUGAUCAAGCUCAUAUGCACACAAAAGAGAUAUACUCAAAAUUGGAAGAAAUGACAAAUCGUGCUAGGGAACAUGGUUACAUUCCAGAGACUGAGUGGGUACUUCACAAUAUUGAAGAGGAAGAGAAGGAAGACGCAUUAGGAACCCAUAGUGAGAAGCUGGCACUUGCUUUUGGGCUCAUUAGGACGAGUCCUGGGGUGGUGCUUAGGAUUGUGAAGAACCUGAGAAUAUGUGGGGAUUGCCAUUCUCUGAUGAAACAUGUCAGUAAAUUGAGUCAAAGAGAGAUUGUGGUAAGAGAUAUAAAGCGUUUCCAUCACUUCAAGGAUGGAAUUUGCUCAUGCCAAGAUUAUUGGUAACAUGGUAAGAACACAAGAAUCGUGCUUCCAGGUGAUUCUGUUCAUGUGUCGUGAUGGCUCCAUGGAACUUCUAGUUUCUUGAGAGUGAAAUAGGGUUCAAACUAAUUUGUUUGGUGCUUUGCAUUGGAUAUGAACUGUUUCAAUCAUUUAUCAUGCCUGUGUUGAACAACAGCAUUAAUACAUAAUAGAAAUCUGUACAGAUAGCUGUGGUCCUGAGUGCAACUACAAAGCAACAAAGGUAUGCCUUUAGAGUAUAUUGACAUGCUGAUAUGGCAGAAAAAGAGUUAGGUAGAUUCAGUUCAAUACAAAGCCAAAUACAUUUAAAAUAAAGUCUAAUUAACCAAAAAAAAGGGAAAAAAAUUUGCUAAUGUUUGUAUGAGCUUCAUCAGAUUGAUGACUUGGAUCUUCUGCUCAAUACUAAGGGAUGAGCUAAUAACUGGGAAACACUCCAUCUCUUAUUUAAUUCCUUCUGCAAGUACAUUGGAUUAAGUCUUGAAAACUUUAUGAUGCAUGGUCUAAUAAGCUUGGAGGUUCUUCCAUGCUUAUCUCAGACAUGAGGGCUGUUGAUUCUGCUUUCUGUCCAGGCUUCAAGUAUGGAAUAUCAAAUAUACAGCUCCGCUGGCAUCAAGCCCAAGCUCCUUACAAGACUGCACAGGGAUUGCAACCAUAGGGAUACGGAUCAAACCUUUGUGGGCUGAUAUAAGCACAAGGACAUGCAUAAGUUUUGCAUGAAUCAUCUGAGCCAAUGAUCAAGUCCAGUGAGUGCUUGGAAAGCUAUGCUCCCGAUAAUGUCUUCAGUGAGUGAACCAUUGGUUUUGAAAAGAUUAUCCAGUGAGCCAGCAUCCAUGUACUCAAAAAGAAUCCCAACCUCACCUAUGGUUUCCUCAAAGAUGCCCUGGCAACCAACAACAGAAGGAGAGCUGAUUGAACGAUAGAUUUCAUAUUCUUUAUCAGGAUGACCACCCGGACGAUUUUUAGAGCAUAGAUUAUUGAUGUUUGCUUGUCACGUACUUUGUAAAUAAUACCUGUGCUGCCAAAGCCAAGGACCUGAAGUUUUUCAAAAUCAGAUUGAAGUGCAAUUUCUGGAGAAUUGGUUUUGAUGUUUGUGGUUAAAGGCUCAGUGAAAAAAGUGGGGAUUAUUUUCCUUUUUA
Messenger RNA from Coffea arabica (coffee), 3000 nucleotides. Lineage: Eukaryota; Viridiplantae; Streptophyta; Magnoliopsida; Gentianales; Rubiaceae. The record is from RefSeq and is a predicted model, not a curated record.